Anas platyrhynchos (mallard) is the source of this 4190-nucleotide messenger RNA. RefSeq lists its product as uncharacterized. The record is from RefSeq and is a predicted model, not a curated record. Gene Ontology annotation, molecular function: protein binding. Lineage: Eukaryota; Metazoa; Chordata; Aves; Anseriformes; Anatidae.
GCUCUGGUUGUGGUGAGGAGCUGUUUCUGUCCUCCCUAUUCCCCCCCGGACACCAGGGCCUGGAACAUCCCAGACAUGGAAGGUCAGCCCAGAGGCUCUCCUUGUUGAGCAGCACACUGCUGGAGGAUGGGCUGAGCAUGUUCACACUGCACUGGGUGAUGAACGGGCUGAAGAGCAGGGCUCAGAGCCUGGUGGUGAACGGGGCCGUUUGAAGAAGCAGCAGAGAUGGCUGUCUUCCACAGACAACAUCCCAGUGAUCCCCAGGACAUGGCUGGGGGCCUGUUUCUGGAGGAAUAGAAAAGCAGUAGUGCUUAGGAGUGGGAGGGAGGGUUGAGCAGCUCCGAGGGUUUCCUGAGGCAUUCAGCUGGCACUGGAGGGCAGGGUGCUUGGUUGGAUGGGGACAGACAAUAUUCCCUGCUGAGGGGGAGGAGGAGGAGGCAGCUGGGGACAGAGCUGAGGGGAAGGGCAACACGCGGUGUUUGUUGGCCGUGUCUUUCUGAAGGAGCUUUGUGUGAGGGUUUUGAGGGACUCCUCUCAGUUCCCCUCUCCUUCCUACCCCUGGCUCUCGCCAGCUCUUCUAACCGUGUCUUGGAAGACAUCAAACAGCUGUGAUUACUGAGGGGAAGUGCUGUGACCUGUGACAUCUCCAGAAGCCAUGUGUGCAUGAAGAGGCUUUGGGAAGCGUGUGGCAGAAGCCUCAGGAACGUGAGUGGCGUUUGGUGAACGCGCUCUGGCAGCAAGGAGCUCUGUGGUGCAGUGUGUGGCUCUAUAAAUGGUUUUUGAGCCUCUACACUGAAAGACUCCAAAGUCUCCAUCAGAGAAAACAAAACACCUCAAGGCUCCUACCACCAGACAGACUUUCAGGCCUGGGAUCACUGCCAUGGCACCCACACUGCGGGUCCCCGUGGCUGUCACCAGCGUGUCACCCAGCAUCUGCUCUCAGCCUGCGCUCCAGCACCCAUUCAGCACCUCGGCUUUCCUGCCCAAGCGUGCGCCACCAGCUCACAAAGACCAUCAAUGCCCAUUUGGCAGCCUUUUUCCACAAUUCUUUCCAAGUUUUCAGAUCUUAAUCAAGGGAGAGUUGUGCUGACGUAGUCUCUGCAUGACUCUACUGAGCGUGGAAGCUCCAUCUUCCCGCAGAAGUCCUGGAGAGCCAGGCUGCUCACACGUCCUUCUGGGACCGCUGCUGCCCAUCCCGAGGGGGCAGCUCAGGCGUCGUGUCGCGUGGCUGCUCCCACAGAGAGCCCCCAAAACGGCCUCUCCGGCCAGCACUCAGAGAGCUGCGGGGCUGUGAGACGGGUGCGAAGCUGCCCCGGUGCUCCGAGGAACGAAAGCAGUGCUGACAGCGGCAGAGGUUCCCUCUCCAAUGAGGAAGCCUCUCGCCCCGCAUGCAGCCGCUCUGCCUGCCUGCUUCCUUUCGCUGCUUGCACAUCUCGCAGUCGGGCGGGCACUGAGCAGCAGCCGGCUGGACGAGCCCUCGGUCCUGCCAGGGGGGAGAAGGCAGCAUGGCCCUGCGCUGGAGCCUUCUCCUGGCCCUCACGCCUCUGCUGGCAGCAGAAAAGAUGGAAAGGGAUGAGACCGGUUACAGAGAAAAUCGCCGACAGGCAGGAUGCGCAAAGCCUGAGUGGGACUCAAGCCUCCGCUUUGUCCCAGAGAAGACAUCUUAUGAUGACGGGGAGGAGCUGACACUGAGCUGCCUCACUGAGGAUGAUCCUCCUCUCGCUGUGAUCAGAUGUGUUGAAUGGAUCGGCUGGGGACAUGCCUGGAAAGUGAAGGACAAGCAGGGAAGGUGGCAUAACAUUGAAAUGUACCAGGCCUGCACAGGAACAUGCCAGAAACCCCUGUGGGACAGAAGGGUCAUGCUCGUCCCAAGGAAAGGCAGCUACACACCGAAUGAGGAACUGAGGCUGUCUUGCCCUGAAGGUGUCAAGCCCUCCUUCACCAGUGCCAAAUGUGUGAGGGAAUUUCAAGGAGUGACUUCAGGAGAACCUGUCUAUGGGGACAGCUGGUGGGGGAGGAGAGACAGAGGUGCCUGGACCCGCAUUGAGGAGCCCGUAGCGUGCGUGGUAAAAUGCUCGAGGCCCCAGUGGGACGCUGACCUUCGUCUGGCACCAGAGCGGGACGUCUAUGAGGAGGGCGAAGAAGUGACGCUGAGCUGCCCAGAGGGUUCCCUGCUCCCCUUCCAGCAGGCUAAAUGUGCAUGGAGACCUCGGGCUGUGCCUAAAGGGGAGCACAAGGGCACCUGGACACAGAAAAACGAGUUGGGGAAAUGGGUCCUCAUUCAGAGCCCCACAAUGUGCAUCAGUACAUGCCAGAAGCCCUGGAGGGACCCAAGGCUCCAUCUGGCACCAGAGCAGGAGGUGUACAAGGAGAACGAAGAAGUGACACUGAGCUGCCCCAAGGGUUUCGAGCCAUCUUUCACCCACAUCAAAUGUUCAAGAGAAGUCCAGUCCAUCAGCGCUGGGAAGCCUGUGUACAGAGAAGUUUGGAUGGGAAAGGACCCGGGAGGUGCCUGGACCCGCAUUCACUCCAUGGUGCAGUGUGUGGGAAAAUGCCAGAAGCCCCACUGGGACCCCAGAUUAAUCUUUGUCCCAGACAUGGCAUCCUACGUCCUCAAUGAAGUGGUGAUGGUGAGGUGCCCUGAAGGGUACUGGCCUCCUGCCAUGGAGAUGGCCUGUGUAGAUAUCCCAGGCGAAAGCUCUCCAACUCUUCAGACGUCCUGGGUUUUGAAUGAAGGCACUGACUACUGGCAGCCUGAAGAUUACUGGCUGUGCGAGGAGGCCUUCCAGGUCGUGCCUGGGACCUUGGAGGCUUUCACCACCAGCAUCAAACUGAACUGGACCUGCAGUCUGCCCGAUGCCUGCCAGCGCAUGCAGGCCACGUGCAGGCUGGCAGGGCCUUCCUCCCCGUCCUGUGAGGCUGAGGAGGUCACAGGACAGGAGAUGCUGCAUGGCCAGAAUGGAACAUUUACCUGUGACCACCUGCAGCCCUUCACUGACUACAGUGUCAACAUCUCAGUGCCCCCCAGCACCAUCCUGUUCACACGGCUCCUGAGGACAAAGGCAACAGUGCCCGAGAAGCCAGAGCGGCUGUGGCUGGAUGCCAGCACGGGGACGCUGCGGUGGCAGGCGCUGCCCUCCUGCAAAGGGGAGAUCCUCGGGUACCAGCUGAACGUCACGGCCAGGAGCGCGCAGGACGGCAGCUUCCUGGAAUUCCAGCAGGUGACAGUGAACAGCUCUGUCACCCAGUACACGCCACCUCGUCAGAUGCCCAGCAGCAAGUACACAGUGACAGUCCAGGGCCUGACGGCUGCUGGUGCCGGGGAUGCUUCCUACCUGGAAUUUCAACCCAGUGUCUUGGGGCAGCCUCCAGGCCCCUGGCCAUGGACUGCAGUCACCGUGGUGGCUGUGCUGUCAGCGAUGGUCAUGCUUCUUGCUGGGAUCCUGGGGUUUGUGAUGUGCAGGAGGAGGAAAGCCUUGCCCAGGAAAGCCGAGGAGGACCAUUACACAGAGCUCCAGCCCUAUGAAAACUCGGACCACUACUGUGUGAUCAAGGAGAGGUUUCUGGCCGAAGAAGAAGCAGGUAGAGGUGGCCGGGCUGGAGAGCGACCGUCCCCGUCCCUGCGCAGGACGCUGGGAGACCACGGCGGGUGUCAGAGAGCAGAGACCGCGGGGAGGACGACCCCAGCUUAGUGCUGGUGGCUGCCAGGACCCCGUCUCUCGUGUGACUGUGACCAGCACUGGGGGUCUCGUCCGGGCAACCAGAGCAAGAGGACUGCGGCCAUUUCUUUCAGGGCACGAAGACACUGCCCUCUUCAGCCCUCCUGGCCUUGCCUGGACAGGCAGCGGUGCGAGAGGCUUCCCAGUCUGACCGUGGGAAGAGGCACUGGGUGCUCCUGGGCCCGGCAUUUUGGAGGCCUCCUCAUGGCCCUUUCUCGAGUUUUGGUGCUCCCCAGCUGUAAGCAGGACCUCGUACAGCCUGUGCUGGGUUAUUGUUUCCCCUCCCAUUUCCUCUCUCGUCUGUCACCAGCACCCUCUGCUACAGGGCAGGAGCUGCCCACGGCCUGUGCCAGCGAAGGCGUGUUUUCACAGAAUCACAGAAUUUCUAGCUUGGAAGAGACCUCAAGAUCAUCGAGUCCAACCUCUGACCUAACGCAAACAGUCCCCAAUAAACCAUAUCCCUAAGCUCCA